This is a messenger RNA of Gossypium arboreum, 5839 nucleotides long. Its product is annotated as formin-like protein 20. Lineage: Eukaryota; Viridiplantae; Streptophyta; Magnoliopsida; Malvales; Malvaceae. The record is from RefSeq and is a predicted model, not a curated record.
AACUGUCCAAAGGGUAUUUUUCCCUUCCAGUCUACCCUUUUUCUAUUUCAUCAUCUGAUUUGCUUAAGAACAGAAAGAGAAAUCUAAAAUUUUAUUACGGCUCUCCAUUCUGUAAUCUGAUAAUUUUUCCCCUUUUUUUUCAUUAAUUUUUUUUCAUCAUAAUCCCCACCUUCUUCAUCACCUACUGUCACUUGUCUGUUAACUUUUUUUUUCUUCUUCUUUAAUUUGAUUAAUUUUUAAUAUAUUUUUAUUCUCUGCACCAAACUUUACCUUAUUUUUCCCUCUAGCAUUCUUUCGUCUUUUCGCCUCUCUAAUUUACUCUAAUAUUGCUAUUGAUUUUUCAAUUCGGGGAAGGAACUGGAUUUCUUUGUAUAAUUCUUUGAUAACAAAGCUUUGUUCUUCUUUUUUGGAAUCAUUUCGUGGGCUUUGGAGAGGGUUUUGACGGGAAAUUGUGCUGGUUUUACGUCGGAGUUGGUUCAAUUAUCGAUGACUAACCGAAGUAAUUAUUGAACUCGAGAAUCUGAAUCGGGGAUCUGUGGUAAUUUUUUUAAAAUAGAGGAGAAUCAAAUUGGAAUUUUAGCUGAUUGGUGGCGAUUGAAAGAAAAGGGUUUUGGAUCCGAUCAGGGGAGUAACAGCGCCAUCAGAUGGCGCUGUUCAGACGCUUGUUUUACCGGAAGCCGCCGGAUCGGCUUCUCGAGAUCUCAGAACGUGUCUACGUAUUUGACUGCUGCUUCUCCACGGAUGUGUUGGAAGAAGAUGAGUACAAGGUGUAUAUGGGUGGCAUUGUGGCACAGCUACAAGACCAUUUUCCAGAUGCUUCUUUCAUGGUGUUUAAUUUCAGAGAAGGGGAGAAGCGGAGCCAAAUUUCAGACAUUUUAACUCAGUAUGAUAUGACUGUUAUGGAUUACCCACGGCAAUAUGAGGGAUGCCCUCUGCUUCCGCUUGAAAUGAUUCAUCACUUCCUUCGCUCGAGUGAAAGCUGGUUGUCUUUGGAAGGGCAGCAGAAUGUGCUUCUGAUGCACUGUGAAAGAGGAGGAUGGCCCAUACUUGCUUUCAUGCUUUCUGGUCUUCUGUUAUAUCGCAAACAGUACACUGGUGAGCAGAAGACUCUUGAAAUGAUCUACAAGCAAGCUCCUCGGGACCUUCUCCAACUUCUUUCUCCUUUGAAUCCACAGCCAUCCCAGUUGAGAUAUCUUCAGUAUAUUUCAAGAAGAAAUUUGGGUUCUGAUUGGCCUCCCUCAGAUACACCACUAUUUUUGGAUCACCUAAUUCUUAGAGUACUUCCCCUCUUUGAAGGGGGAAAAGGGUGCAGGCCAGCUGUACGUGUUUAUGGCCAGGACCCUGAAACACCAGCCAAUAGAAGUUCCAAGCUUCUGUUUUCAACUUCAAAGACAAAAAAACAAAUUCGUCACUUCCUAAAGGAAGAGUGUGCAAUGGUGAAAAUAGAUAUUCAUUGCCGUAUUCAAGGGGAUAUUGUGCUUGAGUUCAUUCAUUUGGAUGAAGAUUUGGUACACGAAGAGAUGAUCUUCAGAGUUAUGUUUAACACAGCUUUUGUUCGAGCAAAUGUUUUGACGUUAUACCGUGAUGAGAUUGAUGUGUUGUGGGAUGCCAAGGAUCAAUUUCCAAAGGACUUCAUAGCAGAGGUACUUUUUUCGGAUCCUGAUGCUGUUGUACCUGGUCUCACCAGAGUAGUAGCAAGUGAUGAUGGGAAUGAGAUAGAAAGUGCUUCACCAGAGGAAUUUUUUGAGGUUGAAGAGAUCUUCAGCAAUGCAGUUGAUGCAGUGGAAGGAAAGGUGGAUGACAGCAGUCUCAUAGUCCCUCACAACAAGCCAGAUCAGAAAGAUGUCUGGAGGGAGGAUGGGGAUCCUCCAACAUUUCAAGAUUGUGCGUCAGAUGAUGGGAACCACAAACAUGACACAAAGGUUUAUUCUAGUAUAGAUGCAGUGAAGGACAUAGCAGUGGAUGAUGUGAAUUACAAAUUAGAUAAGAUUAGUUCUGACAUUAAUACUGUGAAGGAUAUAGCAGUUGAUGAUGGAGACAUGAAGAUUGACUCAGUGGUAUUUACUGUUGAUGUGCUGAGAGAUAGAGAAACGAAGGAAGUUAUAGAAGAUGUGAUUGACAAAUUAGAAGAGAUGCAAGAUAAGGGAAAUAGAGCUCAUACUAUUCCAUUGAAGAAGUCAGAGUCUAAGAUGUUUGAGCAGAGGUUGAAAACUGACGUUUCCCAACCUAAACCUGAGAAACUAUUGUCUGCUUCAAAGAAACAGGCUGCGCUGGACCCAAAACCAGCUUUAGAUUCUGUUUUGUUGAAACCAAAGAACGAUCAACUGGAACCUCAGGGUCCUGCAAGACAAGCAAAGCCAAACAUCAUAUCUCGGUGGAUCCCUCCUAACAACGGCUCUUAUACCAAUUCAAUGCAUGUAUCUUACCCACCAUCAAGAUAUAACAGUGCACCGCCUGUACUUUCUAGCAUCACAUCUGAUUCAGGUUCGAAUCGUAAGGGCUCUAUUGGAGCUGUGAUACUAGAGGAUGUUUCAUCUGAGCAAAAAAGUCAGAUGGUUGAGCCUUUUAAGUCUACAGACUCUCCAAAAGAAAUAUUUACCACUCCAAUAAUUCCAACAUCAACUACUGGUUUGCAGCAAUCAGUGUCUAUUCCACUUCCACCUCCGCACAUACCAUCCCCACCACCACCACCACCACCGCCGCCGCCGCCUCCUCCUCCUCCUCUAUCUAGAACGUCUCUUGCAGCAUCACCUCCCCUCCUCCUCCUCCCCGCCCUCCCCCUCCCCCUCUUCUUCCCCCUCCAUCCCUCCAUCCACCUUACAAAGUGGCAAAUAUGCAGAAUAUUGGUAUGGUUUCACAACCUGCAUUUGCAGCCCCUCCUCCGCCUCCUCCUCCCCCUCCUCUUCCCCCUCCCACGUUUUCUAAUAAGCAGACUACUGAACUGGUUAUGCCUCCCAGCUCCACCCCCUUGGAAAUCUGGGUAUUCUUUAGAUGCCUCCUUUGUAGCAUGUUCUUCAUCUCCUCAUGCUACUACACUUAUCAGCACAUCAAAACUUGGUAAUGUUCCUCCUCCUCCUCCCCCUCCUCCACCAAUUCCAGGUGCUAUGACUCCAUCUUUCACGCGAGGAGUGCCAUCACCCCCACCCCCUCCCCCUCCGCCUCCCAUGACUAGAGCUCCAACUACCCCCUUGCCCCCACCACCACCACCACCACCACCACCACCUACUAGACAUGGAGCUUCACUUCAAUCUUCUUAUUAUGGAGCUUUGCCACCUCCUCCACCACCAAUGCCUUCUCAUCAUGGGGCUUCUCCAGCACCACCUCUUUCUCAAGGAACACCAGCUACACCCCCACCACCCCCGCCUAGGUUUGGUGCCCCUCCUCCUCCACCUCCACCACCCUCAUUGAAGUCCACUGCCCCACCUCCACCCCCUCCACCGCCAUUGAUGUCUAGUGCCCCACCUCCACCUUCAUUGCUCCCAUCAGUGCCUGGUCCUCCACCUCCACCUCCACCUCCCCCAUCGGUGUCUAGUGCCCCACCUCCAAAAUUUGGAGUCCCUCCUCCACCCCCUCCCCCUUUGCGUGGAGCACCACCUCCUCCUCCCCCACGUGGAGCUCCACCCCCACCACCUCCACCUGCUCGUGGAGAACCAGCACCGCCCCCCCCUCCUAUGCGUGGGGCACCUGCACCGCCCCCGCCUCCUAUGCGGGGGGCUCCUCCACCUCCUCCAGGUGGAGCACCACCUCCACCGCCACCUCCUGGAGGUCGAGCUCCUGGCCCUCCAGCUCCACCUGGAGCUCCUCGUGGUGCACCUCCGCCUCCACCAUUGGGUGCUAGAGCAGCCGAUGUGAGAGGUAGAGGGCGUGGGCUAUCGCGUCCUGGAGCUGCUGCUGCACCUCGGAGAUCUUCCUUAAAGCCAUUACACUGGAGCAAGGUUACAAGGGCAAUACAAGGAAGCUUAUGGGAAGAAUUGCAAAGAUAUGGAGAGCCUCAAAUUGCACCUGAAUUUGAUGUGUCUGAGAUUGAGACUCUUUUCUCUGCUGUUGUUCCUAAACCUGCUGAUUCUGGGGGUAAAUCUGGAGGCCAACGCAAAUCUGCUGGAUCAAAACCUGACAAAGUCCACUUGAUUGACUUGAGGAGGGCCAACAACACUGAAAUUAUGCUCACUAAAGUCAAGAUGCCACUUUCUGAUAUGAUGGCUGCAGUGCUAGCAAUGGAUGAUACAGCAUUAGAUGUAGAUCAAGUGGAAAAUCUGAUAAAGUUUUGCCCAACUAAAGAGGAAAUGGAACUUCUCAAGGGCUACAGUGGUGACAAGGAGAAUCUAGGAAAGUGUGAACAGUACUUUUUGGAGCUGAUGAAAGUGCCACGAGUAGAGUCAAAAUUAAGAGUGUUUUCCUUCAAGAUUCAGUUUGGUUCUCAGAUUUCUGAAUUUAGAAAGAGCUUAAACACAGUAAAUUCUGCAUGUAAUGAGGUACGGAAUUCUGUUAAAUUAAAGGAGAUCAUGAAGAAAAUUCUCUAUCUGGGAAAUACAUUGAACCAAGGAACCGCAAGGGGUUCUGCUAUUGGAUUUAAGUUGGACAGUCUUCUAAAGCUCACAGAUACACGUGCUUCAACAAGCAAGAUGACGCUGAUGCAUUAUCUUUGCAAGGUCCUAGCUGCCAAGGCACCAGCACUUCUAGAUUUUCACCUGGAAUUUGUUAGCCUUGAGGCUGCAACUAAGAUACAAUUAAAAUCUCUAGCAGAAGAAAUGCAAGCUAUAAUUAAGGGAUUAGAAAAGCUUAAGCAGGAACUGGUUGCCUCUGAAAAUGAUGGUCCUGUGUCCGAAGUUUUCCGGAAGACAUUAAAGGAAUUUAUUUCUGUUGCUGAAACGGAGGUGGUGUCGUUAACAAAUCUAUAUUCUAUGGUGGGUAGAAAUGCAGAUGCACUUGCACUCUAUUUUGGUGAGGAUCCUGCCCGAUGCCCGUUUGAGCAAGUUACUGCAACCCUCUUAAAUUUUGUGCGGCUGUUUCGGAAAGCACAUGAAGAGAAUGUUAAACAGGCUGAACUGGACAAGAAGAAAGCCGAGAAGGAGGCUGAAAUGGAGAAAGCCAAGGAAGCCAACCUUAAAAAGAAGAGUGCAAAGUAGUGAAAAUCAGUUUCUGCAUUCCUACAAGGUAAUAUGCUCCUUCCAAUCAGCAGAAACCUGUGCAGACGAGUAUGAGUGAAAUGAGAGGAACAGCUGCUUUGGAGGACUUUAGAGGUGCCUCCUAUUUUGUGCCUUGGGAGACGUUGUGAACGAGGCUUUUUAGGGCCUUCAAUUAUGUAUAAGGCUUCAGGAGACAUUUUCUAUGGGAAGAUAUUCAGAUCCGGUUGCCAUGGAUAAUUCCAUGAAUGUUCCAAAGUAGAUGUCAGAUGGAGCAGAGAGCGGGUUAUGAUCACAACUGAGUAACAGAUAAUCCGAAUAUGCAGAGUUAUCAAGGUAACUGCUACGAGCCUUGUAGCAUUAUUUUGAGUAUGAAAUUUGUAGACUGGGUGGACCUUCUACGAUUUCAUUUCAGCUUCCACCAUUCACCUGGCACAUUUGAUUCAGCCUGUGGAAUCGUAAGAGCUGGUAAGUCCCACUGUACUAUGAAAACAUGUAGUGUACAAAGUUCUAACCAUCCACUUACUGUAGAAUUCAAUUCUUUAUCUUGUAUUCUUGUAACAUAAUCUUUUUUUUUUCUUUUUCCUGAAAAAAGCCCACCGGAGAAAGAGGUUGUAUAGGAGGUUAGGUUUUAGAGAAGGGAAAUCUACAAGAGGGGCUUUCUUAUUGUAACUGUAAAAUAGCACCCAGACUAUAUAGCCUGCUGAUUUGUAAAA